This is a messenger RNA of Mauremys reevesii (Reeves's turtle), 1691 nucleotides long. RefSeq names its product lysophosphatidic acid receptor 6-like. Bases 71 to 1162 code for a protein of 363 amino acids. The transcript has 2 exons. NCBI's taxonomy places the organism in Eukaryota, Metazoa, Chordata, Testudines, Geoemydidae. Gene Ontology annotation, biological process: G protein-coupled receptor signaling pathway. Gene Ontology annotation, molecular function: G protein-coupled receptor activity; oxysterol binding. The record is from RefSeq and is a predicted model, not a curated record. Gene Ontology annotation, cellular component: membrane.
GGCAGUUGGAGCAGCCCAGCCCAGUCUGAGCCGGGACUCUCCCCAGAGAAGCGGCAGGAUCCUGGUUCCCAUGGACGGGCCUGGCUGGACCGCGCCCCCCAACGCCUCGGCGCCGCCCCCCAACGAGACGGGCUGCGGGGAACAGGCCGACUUCCAGUACGUGCUGUUCCCCGUGGUUUACAGCCUGGUCUUCGUGCUGGGCCUGGCCGGGAACGGGUCCGUGCUCUGGUAUUUCUUGCGCACCCGGACGGCCACCGCCCCGGCCAACGUCUUCCUGGCCAACCUGGCGGCCCUCGACCUGCUCUUCGUGCUGACGCUGCCCUUCCGGGCCAGCUACCACGCCCUGCGCAACGACUGGCCCUUCGGCGAGGCCACGUGCAAGCUCACCGGCUCCCUCUUCUACGCCAACCUGUACGGCAGCUCCCUCUUCCUCAGCGGCAUCUGCCUGGAGCGCUACGUGGCCGUGGUACACCCGCUGCGCUCGCUGCGCCUGCGCCGGCCUCUCUACCGCGUGGCCGCCUGCCUGGCCGUCUGGGCCCUGCUGGCCGCCGCCGGCCUGUACCUGGCGCUGCGCGGGCCCCUGACGCGCCCCUUCCCCGACGGGCGCCUGGCCUGCCUGGAGAACUUCUCCAGCGACUCCUGGCGGGGCCGCAUCUCGGGCGUCAGCCUCUUCGCCGCCGCCGUCGGCUUCCUGCUGCCGCUGACGGUCAUCGGCGUCUGCUACCCGCUCAUCGCCCGUCGCCUGCUGGACACGCCCGGGAUGGCGCCCGGCUCGCGGGCCGCCCGGCGCAAGGCGCUGCGCACCGUGCUGGUGGUGCUGGGCGUCUUCCUGAUCUGCUUCGCCCCCUACCACCUCACCCAGGUGGUGCACACCCUGGGCCGCGUCGGGGCGCUGCAGGGGGGCUGCCGGCUCCUCCGCGGCACCUACGCCACCCGGCGCGUCACCAUGGCCCUGACCAGCCUCAACGCCUGCCUGGACCCGCUGGUCUAUUACUGCGCGGCCGAGCGCUUCGCCUGGAGCCCGCCCUGCCGCGCCGGGUGCUGCACGGGCCGGCCGGCCUCCUCCGGGGACGCCCAGGGCUUGGGGUUGCGGGCGCUGGACAAUGGGGCCUCCCGGGGGGCCCAGGCCGAGACAGGCACCUCGUCCCACGACAAGGCCUGAAGGGGAGACACUAAUGGACCCCCCCCCGCCCCCCGCUUGCUGCACCGUGGACUCCGGGGCCCUCGGAGCCGGGCUGCUGCGUUCUCAGCUGCUGGACAAGGGAGGGAUGGUGAACAGUGUUACUGGGGUGUGUACGUCCGUGUAGCAUUACGUGUGCGCAGUCGUGUGGGCGUGUGUGUGAGCGCGCGGCCGUGCCAAAGGCCGAGGGGUCAGCGUGUGCGUGUGUGUGAGCGCAUGUGCGUGCCAAAGGCCGAGGGGUCAGCGUGUGCGUGUGUGUGAGCGUGCGGGCGUGCCAAAGGCCGAGGGGUCAGCAUGUGCGUGUGUGUGAGCGCGCGGCCGUGCCAAAGGCCGAGGGGUCAGCGUGUGUGUGUGUGUGAGCGUGCGGCCGUGCCAAAGGCCGAGGGGUCGGCGUGUGCGUGUGUGUGAGCGUGCGGCCGUGCCAAAGGCCGAGGGGUCAGCGUGUGUGUGUGUGUGAGCGUGCGGCCGUGCCAAAGGCCGAGGGGUCGGCGUGUGCGUGUGUGGGAGCGUG